Aspergillus heteromorphus CBS 117.55 is the source of this 1566-nucleotide messenger RNA. Its product is annotated as putative flavin-containing amine oxidasedehydrogenase. The coding region runs from base 1 to 1566 and encodes 521 amino acids. Lineage: Eukaryota; Fungi; Ascomycota; Eurotiomycetes; Eurotiales; Aspergillaceae. The record is from RefSeq and is a predicted model, not a curated record. Gene Ontology annotation, molecular function: oxidoreductase activity. The transcript has 3 exons.
AUGUCCACAGCGACUCCAAAGAAGAUCGCGGUCGUGGGUGCAGGGGCAGCAGGCAUGUCCUGCGCCGCUACACUCGCCAAGCACCCCGAUAAAUUUGAGGUCCAUCUCUUCGAUUCCGCUCCCUACACCGGUGGUCAGGCUACGUCCAUUUCUCUGGAUGCCCGCUACGGCGCCACCUGGUUGAACGAUGGCGUCCAAGGAGGCUCUCCCAUCUUCCGACACACGUUCAACUUCUUCCGACGAUACGGAUACGAGCCUCAGCCCGUAAAACUGCAGGUAUCAUUCGGAAAAGGACCAGAUAGCUUCUUUACCAACAUCUUUCCAAGCCCGCUAGUCGACAAAUUCGCUGGGGAGAUCCGGAAACUCGGUCGCGUGCUAAAAUGGAUGAAGCGCUUGAUGCCUUUUCUGGGGAUACUGCCCGUAAAAGUCAUUCUGCAGGUUUUCCGGUUCAGUCAAGAUUUUGGAGAUAAGAUGGUCUUGCCAUUGAUCGCACUUUUUCUAGGUACGGGCAAUCAGACGCCUAACGUGUCAAGUGUGUUACUGGAACGAUUGUUCGAUGACCCGCAGAUGAAGCUCUGGGACUAUGAUCCGGACACCCUGCUACCCAAUCAACCGAUGAUGUACACAUUCCCCAAUUUAGGGGACUUUUACCACGACUGGUCAAACGAUCUCCAGUCCAAGGGAGUGAAAGUUCAGAUGAAGAAGAAAGUGGAGAUAUUGAAGAGAGAUAGUAAAAAUGGUGUCGAUCUUCUGAUCAGAGAUAACCCUGAUUCCAAUUUAGAAGAGACGUCUCGGGAAGAACACUUCGACGAGCUUGUUCUCUGCAUCCCUGCCGAUGGAGCCAAAAAUAUACUCGGAAAACAGGCCACGUGGAGAGAGAAGUAUGUGCUUGGCGGUGUGAAGUUCUUCGACGACGUCACUAUCACGCACAGUGACGCAGAAUACUUCAACAGCAUAUUCGAGACGAGGUAUAAGCCGGAGCUUUGUGGAAAGGAGUCGAGCGACACGCGCAGGGAGCAAAUCUCGUUCGCGAAGCAGACACCACACUGCCGAAAGGACGGAUGGGUUGGAUUUGCUCCCAUGUACUAUACGCAUUCGGUUGAUCAGGAGCGACGGAAGAUAGAGAUGGGAUUUGAUUGUUCGAACUACCAGCAUCAGUUUAGGGAAGCACUGGGGGAGGAUGCCUUGCCGCUUGAGUAUGACCGGCAUGUUUACCAGACCAUCUUUUUGAACAAACAAGAGUCAGAUCUCUGGACAUGGGAGAAUAUCGAUAAAAGUAAGAUCAUUGCGGAAAAAUGGUGGCAUCAGUUCGGACAUAACUGGCAGCACUACACACGGGUGGUGCCCGGGAUGAUGUUCAUCAACGGGAAGAAUCGAACCCUGUACGCAGGGAGUUGGACGAUGGUGAAUAUGCAUGAGAUAGCCUGCAUUUCGGGCAUUGCCGCGGCCUAUCGCCUGGGAGCGGAGUACCAGCCGUUCGAUGAUUUUGCCGAGGAUUGCUUUGCCAAAUACCUGCUGGUGAGCCACGGGACGAGGUAUAAGCGAGCUGGAGGGACUGGAGCGUGA